CACCAUGAUAAGAGAAAAAUAUCAACUGCCGCCCCUUUGUCUUCAGCAGUGAGAGACCUACAUCUUCCUCAGAAGUACCAACUAAGAUGGCGGCCGCUGUGGACCUGGGGCUUCCUCCUCGUGGUUUGGAGCGUGAGCAUCGCACCCUCUUCACCCGAGAGGCCGUUCACUUCUUGGCGGACCUCACCUCUGCUUUUGACCUGGAGGUGGAUAAGAUUCUGCAGCGACGAAUUGCCCGGAAGGUCGAGUUGGACCUAAGCAACGGACUUCCCGGUUUCUCCCCUCAAACGUCCCACAUUCGGAAUGACAGAGCCUGGAGAGUGUCGCCGGCGCCCAGGCGACUGCAGAACCGGCACGUGGACAUCGGCGAUACGGCUCCCUGCCAAACCGAGCGUUUCCUCUGCGCGCUAGGCUCCACCGCGCAGGGCAUCCAGGUUGAUUUUGAUGAUGGAAACUGUCCCACAUUUUCUAAUCAAAUCAAGGGCAUCUAUAAUGUCUUCCAAGCUGUCCAUCAUCAGUUUCCGGGUAUCCCUCCCAUAUCAAAGGCUCCCGUCCUUAUGCUGCGACCAAGAGCGUGGAACAUGGUGGAGCACAAUUUGAUGGUAUUCCUGUUACUUCUUUCACUGUGGACCGGUCGUGGGAGCUUUAUGGUGAAUGGAAAAGAGAUUCCUGGACCGCUCUUUGACUUUGGCUUGCUCAUGUUCCACGUGGGGAAAGCACUGUAUGACAGUGAAAGUGGCCCUUUCUUUUAUCUCUCAAAGGUAGAAAGUUACCUGGAGGCCAGGCUUUGGAAUGAUAUUUUUGUCUGGACUGAGAGGAAACUCCACCUGCCCGUCGGCACCAUCAAAGCCACCGUCUUGAUAGAAAGCAUCCUGGCCUCAUUCGAAAUGGAGGAGAUCCUGUAUGAGCUGAGAGAGCAUUCCGCCGGAUUGAACUGCGGCAUCUGGGAUUAUUCCGCCUCUUUCGUCAGUAAAUUCGGCCACCGAGCUCAAUUCCUGCUCCCAGAUCGGAGCAAGUACGUGAACAUGGAGAAAGUCUUCCUGAAGAGCUACAUGGACUUGCUGGUGCAGACCUGUCAUCGCCGAGGGGCCCUGGCAACCGGGGGAAUGGCCGCCUCGCUUCUCCCUAAGGACCGGAGGAGCGACGCUUAUCAGUCAGCGCUGGCAACGGUCACGCGGCUCAAAUUGUUUGAAAUCAAAGCCGGAGUGGACGGAUUCAUGGUGUAUGACAUUGGCUUGGUGGGCCCGAUGCAGAAGUUGUUCGAGGAGCACUCAGAAGGCCCCAACCAGUUGCACGUCAUUCCAGAAGGUGUGAAGAUAACGGCAGCGGAGCUCCUCACCAUGCCGCCGGGAGGGGUCACUCUUUACGGCCUGAAGCACAACACGGCCGUUGGGAUCCUCUUCAUCUACUCCUGGCUAAAAGGAGAAGGCCAUUUCUACUACCGAGGCCAAGUUGAGGAUUCGGCAACAGCUGAGAUCUCCAGAUCACAGGUUUGGCAGUGGAUUCGUCAUGGAGCCCAGCUGGAAGAUGACAACAGGAUAGUGUCACGAAGUCUAGUUCAGAGCUUGGUCAGGGAAGUGGAGCGCGAACUACAAGGCCCUCACUGUCCUUCUGAAAGGGCCAGGCAAAUGUUCCACACGGCUACCGAAAUGUUCCUAGAAAUCGUCCAGAAGAGAGACUUCCCCGAAUUCAUCACCACCUACCUGAAUCUCGACCACACCUUCCUGGUGUCUACCGACAAUUCCUGCUGAGAGACUAAGCACAGUUCACACACAUACCCUCGGAUAUGGCCGGUGCCGCCUCUCUUCUCUUGAGCACCUUAAUCGUGGCGGAGCUGGGACGGUCGUUCUCUCCCCGAACACGGAACAUCUCGCCCGCUCAACUCACACGGGUUCUCAGCAAGGCUAGGUCGGCUUCCUUCAAGACGUUCCUGAGACUGAACCAGGUUAAUAAAACUUUUAAAAGUGUCAGUUGGUACUUUUUACACAUCUAUCCAGGAUGGGUAAGGAAGACGGGCUUGUAGGCAGAGCUCAAUGCACUAGGAAACCGCUUGGUUUAGGAACAACUGUCCGUUCAGGAUGCCAAAUCUUCCCGACGUUUCUUCCCGGUGAGUACAGUCUCUAAAAGGACAACAAAACUGGAGGUAUGUACAAUUUUACUCACUUCUUCCUCCACCUUAUCUGCUCGGGUACGGCAAAGGCAACGCUGAGGCUGGUUUGCACCGUUUGCUUUUUUUUUGGUAACGUCAGAGCGUGAAGGUUCAUUUUGCUCAAUCAGUUCCAUUUCCACGGCAGAUUUUCAUUUUCUUUGCACACGGGCAAUUACCGACCGCACCAAGCAGCACUGUACAUUGCAUCCGGGAUUUUCCCCUGACACCGGCAUUACUCGGAGGCGAUGAAAAAUCAUUUGCACCAGCUGUAACGCCUCAAAGGUAUCUCGCACACACCCCCAGCGCAUCACGAUACCUCGGCCUUGCGCCUCUUGUCUCCACGGGCUAAGUUUCCCAGGAGCCUGGCACGGGUUGGUUGAAGCAUUCACAAGACUGUUUUUCAAAACGUUUUAUUGCAUCGUAUUUGGUACCUUAUGUUUGACAACAAAAAAGGAAAUUACAGCUGUAUCUGCGGGAAUAAGAAGCUGGUUUGUUAUUUGGAAAGAAAGAAAAAAAAAAAAAACACAACUUGGGCCCUUUAAAAGUUACAAAGUCUGGGCUUGCCUGAAACAACUGAGCAAGAAAUAUAUUCCUAGAAAUGUAGGGCUUCAAGUAUUACAAACCUGUGACACUGUGGAAAAAUUCCAGAGGUAUCUAAACUGCAGCACUUUUUAUUUUAUUUUAUUUUUUUCUGCAUAACGUGAACAAGGCCUGCUGAGGUUUUUAAACGAUCAGUCUCUCGACCAGUCAGGAUUCUGCUCUAACUCCAAGCCACGGUCUGUUCUCUUUUUUCA
Messenger RNA from Tachyglossus aculeatus (Australian echidna), 2943 nucleotides. Its product is annotated as malate synthase, glyoxysomal-like. Bases 87 to 1751 code for a protein of 554 amino acids. Gene Ontology annotation, cellular component: cytoplasm. Gene Ontology annotation, molecular function: malate synthase activity. The record is from RefSeq and is a predicted model, not a curated record. Lineage: Eukaryota; Metazoa; Chordata; Mammalia; Monotremata; Tachyglossidae. Gene Ontology annotation, biological process: glyoxylate cycle. The transcript has 16 exons.